Magallana angulata is the source of this 4665-nucleotide messenger RNA. RefSeq names its product conodipine-M alpha chain-like. Gene Ontology annotation, biological process: phospholipid metabolic process; arachidonate secretion. Lineage: Eukaryota; Metazoa; Mollusca; Bivalvia; Ostreida; Ostreidae. The transcript is spliced from 4 exons. Gene Ontology annotation, molecular function: A2-type glycerophospholipase activity. The record is from RefSeq and is a predicted model, not a curated record. The coding region runs from base 3227 to 4219 and encodes 330 amino acids.
CGUUCGACACUAGUGCUGUUACAUAUGUAUGAGUAAGAUUUCGCGGCCGGCAUUCAGGAAUAUUCAAUGUACAUCGUCAUAACGAUGAACUCUUCCUUCCGGCAUAAACGAAAUGCACACAGGGCACUUAUUGAAAUUCCGUCGGCGAGCGCGAUAUGAUAUCAAACACAGCAUUUUUAAAUUAUACUGCUCCACCACAGAUUUGCUGACAGGAUUUAAAAGAUUAUAGCGAGGAGGAAUUGGAUCGGAAAUUCUUUACAUACAUGAUACUGAACUUCAAAACACGUGGAAUUUAAUGUGCAGAUUAUAGCGGCGCGGAGAAGAACGCCCCCGUUGGAUUGGGAUGCUCCAUUUCAUGGUGUUCCUGCUAGCCAUGAAUGAUGAAGCCGCCUCAGCCUCGUCCCAUGCAGGCCAUUGCGACCUGAACAACUCCUCCUACGUGAACGGUUGUACCAUGCCGCUGGACCUAGAUAUAUGGUACACCGAUAUUUUCAAGGACGCAUGCAACAUUCAUGAUAUAUGCUACUUCUGUGGUAACAACUUCGACAGAUCUCGCUUAGACUGUGAUAGUAAAUUUCUGGAGGACAUGAACUCCGUCUGCUGGAAGAAGACGGAAUUCUGGGAACUUCCGCUGUGCCUGCUGUUUUCGACCUCUUUCUACCUGAUAGUGCGGACUGUCUCCGAGAGUUACUUUGUUUAUGAUUAUUCUGACCACUGCCAAGCCCCCCUGGGUGAAGCCAUGCAUUAAAGUUUACUAUGGACAGUAGAUUUAACAUUCUAGAGCUGUGUGAAGUUUGUUUGAUCUAGUCUGUGGUUUUUUUUCUUAUAAGUUAUUACAAUUUUUUGUCUAGUCUAUGGUUUUUUUUUUCUUAUAGGUUAUUACAAUUUUGCUCAAAUUGUUUGAUUAGUUGUGUAUUUGCAAGUAAUUGAAACAAGGUUUUUCAUAUUUUUAGCAGCUUGUUUACCUAUUAGUAUUAUUUCAUGUAUCAUCAUGGGAUAUGCAGGGAAACUGACAAAUUAAACAAAAGGAGUUUCCUACCUCUUGGAGUUAAUCUAUAUGCAAAGUACCAAAUUCUCCUUACAGUAUCAUUCAAACAAUCUAGAACCAUUUUAACAAGAGCUUGGACUUUGGGUAGUUGUGUUAAACUGCAUUGUGACGUAGGCCUGUCUAUUUCAUUGCUGGCACUACAGUUACGGCCCUACGAAAUUAACAAGAUUUGUCUAGCCUUUGAGCUAAGACUACACAAUCGGUGUGUAUUUCGCUUGAAACCAGCGUCAUUUUAACUUGUUGUGACGCAAGAAAUGGAUGGUUACAUCCUACUGAAAGUCCAAGGCCGUGUUAAAAUGGUUCUAACAUAUUCAUUAUACAUUGUACAAAUAUAUGCAUGUAGUGUUUUUAACAAUUUAGUUUCUUUUCUUUGCGCUACUAUUGAAAUAUGUAUUUUUAGGCACGUAGCAUCGUUAUUGAAAGUUGAAAGGGGCGCAGACUCAUCUAAAGAAAUUCUUUACAAUCCAAAAAAAGAGGGAAUAAUUCCAAAUCAUGAAAAUCCGUGUAUCUCAGAGAGAGAGAGAGAAAGAGAAUUUUUUUUAUCCAAUAUUAAGAAAAAAAGUGGGACGGUUCCUUUUAAAAGACACGACUCGAAUUAACUGAAUCAUUUUGUUUAACCAAGUUAAGUUAUGCUAUCACUCAAUCGAGAGAAGAUCGAGGUAGUUAUUUUUAACUACAUUAUUUUUAACUUGACUGUUAAUCGGUGGCAUAUAUAGGCAACGUGUUUAAAUUUCUUUUUGAAUUAAGGUGUCAUUGCAUUCCAAAUAAGUCAGUAUGAGAUACGCAUGAGAAAUUUGUCCUUACUUGAUCUUAUUUUCACUUUUGAACAAAUCAGAAAUUAGAAAUCAAAAUUCAACCAACACAUUAGCUGGAGAAUUUGCCCUUAAGUGUUGUUUAUUCCGCUGUCGUAGAUAAGUAAUACUGGUAUAAAAUAGUAACUGUAAGUUUGUCGCGAUGUAGUGUUUGUGUGUAGAGAACGAGGAAACUGACGGGAGAUAAGAUUAUAGUAAAACGAGUGUUGUAUUGACACUUCCUCCUUGAUGAUGGCUACACCAGAGUAAAAUGAUGUUUUGACAACACAUAAUUACGACUCCCAAAGAGUUUUAACAAUCAAAAGUUGCACGUUUUUCCGUUAUCAGAAACAAAAUAUUUUGACUUUCUUCAUUAUUCUGAAUCUGAUGAGCCAAUGUUAACUAGUUUUAAAAUAAAGAAAAAUGAAAUGACUGAUAAUGAGUCAAAACCCAAAUAUCACAUGUCCAGUUUAUUAUCCAAUUUGGCCAUGAGACACGAAUAAACUAAAUGGGUAUAUAGCUGCAGGUCUGUAGCUCACGGUCUGAAAAAAUUCGGAUGGACGACCUGGGUGCUACAAUGCCUCCCAUAGUAAAAAACUGAUAUGAUCACAAUUUAAAACUGUUCUCAGGUUAUUGCAGAGCGAACAAGUGUAGGUUUAGUGUGUAUAGGUUUACUUAAUUGCAAAAAGGGUAGGAUACAGGGCAUUUUUUGGUAGAGUAAUCAGUAAACGACCCAUUCACAUAAAUUCUUAGCACUGAAUCAAAAUUUAAAGAUCUCAAAAUCACAAACAGUAGAUCUAGAGGAAUAUUUGAAAAGUGUAUCAUAUAAUGAAUAAACUAGUAUUAGUUAUUGUAUAUUUAUUAUGGUGUAUUUUCGCACGAGUCUCCGCCCUUCGUCCAAAUAAUUCAGGAUAUAUUCAAUAACUUUCUUGUAUCAUGAUCCAAUUAAAACAUCAGUGAGUGUCUUGUGACAAGUGUUUGAUGCCUGAUUUUCAACUUGACCAAUAGUAAGUGUCUUAAUAAGAGUGUCUGAUGCGUGAUAUUAAUUUUGACCAAUAAAAAAAAAGAUUUCGUCAAGUGACCGCGUGCAUAUUCUCUCUUUCCCGCCAGUAUAUUCUUCGACGCAUUGUUUGACCUGCUGUUAAAGAGAGAGGAUGUCUGGCUGCAGCUUUCCCACAGUGAACACGGGUGACUUACGAGAUUUGGACCUGGAUUUUUUGUCAAAUGACGAGGACUUAAUUUUAUCUCAGUCCUGCGAAGAAAUAGAAAUGAACUAUUGUUUUGGAGAAAUUAAACUUGAAGAUUAUUUCAUGGAUUUUGAUGCAGACAAGGAGAAUCUUAUGAAUUUUGACAUGAGCUUCGACGCAGAGAAGGCGGGGUUUCUGGCAUGGACGUAGACAUGGUGACAAAAAGUGAACAUUUUCAAAUUCCCAAGGAGCCACGAUUUGGUUGUGAAGUUGACGAAGAGGAAAUUCAAGCUCUGAUAGAGAGUCAAGAAAAUCGCAACACGAAAAAAAACACCCGUUGGUCAUAUAACAUAUUUGAAAGUUGGCGGCGUGAACGAAACGCGCAGUGUCAAGGGCCGGAACUCUUAAUACCAGAAAUCGAAACCAUGGACGCGGUGCAGCUCAACUUUUAUUUAGGACGCUUUAUUAGGAGAGUACGCAGAAAAGACGGUAAAGAAUAUCCUGCAAAAACUCUUUAUUACAUUAGCUGUGGUAUUUUAAGAUAUUUACGUGAUCGUGAAAUACAUGACAAAAACUUCCUCGAUGCGGCGGAUCCAAGAUUUGCAGGGUUCCGAAAAAUUCUGGACAGUAAAAAGAAGGACGCGUUAAGCAGAGGAGUUGGAGGGAAAAGAAAACAAGCUGACCCCAUACUUCCGGAAGAUGAAGCAGUUAUCUGGGAAAAAGGAAUAUUUGGGAUGAACAACGCAGAAACCCUUCAAUACACCGUGUUUUUUUACUGUUGCAAGUUGUUUGGGUUGAGGGGGCAUGACGAACAUCAUUCUUUAGAAUGUAAUCAGUUUCUUCUUGGUGAGGAUAACCGUGGUAAAUUCAUUGAUUUCACGGGCAGGUCAACAAAGACAUUUAAGGGAGGACUCUCUCACAAGGAACUACAUAACAAACAGAUACGACACUACUGUCAGCCUGGAAUAUCUAUUACCAGAAAUAUCCAAAGAUUCUGUAAAGAAAACCAAGGAAAACUUUUCAUGAAAAAAUGUCUCGCAGGAGAACAAUGUCGUUAUUAUAAUGUCAUACAUGUACAUGUAGUUGGAAAAUCAUGCAAGGAUAUUUACACAACCAUUCACACAUGCGCACUGAUCAGCAACCACACCCACACAGACCAGUUUAACCACUCUCACGCCUGGAAACAACAAUAGUUCCAACGCAUCACGUGACACGAAACCAUUCGACUCCGAAAACCACGUGGAAUCAAAGUAUUUCACAACCAAGAAAAAUCAAUGUAACAAAAUGACAUCGUAUGAAUGAAUGGAUGAAAAAAAUGUUACUAAUCACUACUAUCACUAAUACCUAUUAUUAAAACGUGUGAUUUUAACCUAGGACAUAUUUAUGUAUUUACAAGACAACAUUCACACUGUAAAUUUUGUAUGAGAAAGCGCGCAUAACCAGCUUUUUGUAGGCAUUCAGAAGUUGGAGUUCUAUUCGCUUUUCACUAUUUACUAUUCGAAUAGCGAAUAGAAUUCUGUGGUCGGUUCGCUAUUCAAAUUACCGUAAACAUGCUAAUAAACGUAAAUUCAAAAUUUCAAAUAAAUUUCCCUUUUUUAUUAAACAAACAGUUUUAUAGUAAAAAUUAUUACUUGCUGAC